Molecule: messenger RNA, 1586 nt
Organism: Nicotiana attenuata
Lineage: Eukaryota; Viridiplantae; Streptophyta; Magnoliopsida; Solanales; Solanaceae
Exons: 12
Coding region: 88-1362 (424 amino acids)
Cellular component (GO): chloroplast
Source: RefSeq, a predicted model, not a curated record
UGCAAAAGAGAAAAAAGAAAGAAAAAAAAAAGGAGCAGAUAAAGCAAGACAAAAUACGGCUAUCCCCCUCUCUACUUCUUGUUCACAAUGUCGCGAGGGACUGAUAAGCUACUGAAGAAUUUGAAGCAAUUCACAGACCUUCAGUACAAGCACUUCACUAACCGCUAUGGACAGCAACUCAUUGACAUCUUCGAAUUCCCUAUAAAACUCGUUCUCUCCCCUUUCACUCUUGCUUAUGACAUUGCUGGCUCCGCCCCUAGGGGCUUUGGUGUACCCGAGUUCAUCUCUAAGCUCUCUUAUUCUGCCAUCUUUGUGGUGGCUACUGUGGGUACUUAUGAUAUUGCGAUGGAGCUAGGAAAGAAGGUGCUCUGCCAGAGGGACUGUCGGACAUGUAACGGAUGGCAGGCAUUGCGAUGCACAAUGUGCAAAGGGUCAGGCAAGGUGCAUUAUCAAGUGAAAAACUAUACAUUGAAAAGGGGAGAGAAGGCAACAGCAGAAUCCAUUGCAGAUGCCAUAGCUGAUAACAGAGCUGAGUUGGUGCACCUUCCUUCCACGGUUGACCUUCACUUGCCACUGCCAUCUAAAGAAUGUCCAAAUUGUGAUGGAUCGGGGGUGAUGAAGUGCCCGGAAUGCAAAGAGAAGCUGCAAAUCAGGAUAUCUGCAGAUGAUAUUAUGGAGCCUCCUUGGAAAGCUUAUAAUAUCAUGAGAAAGAUGGAUUAUCCUUAUGAGCAUAUUGUUGAUAGUAUGAAGGACCCCAGCAUUGCUGCAUUUUGGUUGAUUACCUUGCCUCAGAUAGUGGGUGGAUUUGAAUAUGAUGAUGAUGUCAAGCAGAAGAUUUGGUGGCAAUAUAAGGAAUCUAUGCGAUAUGAUCAACUUCGAGAUGUGGUGGCCAAGAGAAAACCUGGAUGGGAGUAUUUGCAAGAUGCCUUGAUCUCUAUUGAUCCCAGCCGAGCUAGGGAAGAUCCUGUUAUUGUGAAGAACAUUCCUUACUUCAAGGCCAAGAAAGCUCUGGAGGCAGAAGUCAUGAAGCUUGACCCCCCGCCGCGUCCUCAAAAGUGGGGGGAGUUGAACCUUCCACUAGACGCGUCUUCUUGGAGUGAAGAGGACCUCAAAGAUCCAAAAAAACUAUAUGAGAUGACAGUUCUUCUUAAUGCCCAAAGAGAAAUUGCCGAAAAGAUGCUGGAUGCUCAGUGGGAAGCAAAGUGGAGAGAAGAAAAGCUUAACAAAAUGUUGGAGGAGAAGGUCCGGCCGUACAUUCAGAAUAUUGACAAUACUGUACUUCCUCAGCCUAUCGUUAUGGAGUCUGAAAGAAAUCAGGAUCAAAAGAAAAAGCAUGGACGAAGGAGAUGGUGGUUGUUCUGAUGGUCUUCGUUAAAGCCAGUACAAUAUCUAAUGCUUAUAGCAGCUUUGUUUUUCUUUUUUCCUGCGCUUUAUGUUCUAUUCAAGUGUCUGUUGUACGUAGCAAAGUGGAUUUGUAGUCUCUCUUUCCCUCCCCUUUCUCUCUCUAUUUAUGCUAUGUUACCCUACAAAACAACAAUAUGCAUAAGCAGACUAUAUGAAUUUCUUCCUAGUCUUUCUCCCUCCUA